Messenger RNA from Harpia harpyja (harpy eagle), 2821 nucleotides. It is a transcript of the gene TPO, whose product is annotated as thyroid peroxidase. Gene Ontology annotation, molecular function: iodide peroxidase activity; calcium ion binding; heme binding. The transcript has 14 exons. Bases 174 to 2714 code for a protein of 846 amino acids. Gene Ontology annotation, cellular component: membrane. Gene Ontology annotation, biological process: response to oxidative stress; thyroid hormone generation. The record is from RefSeq and is a predicted model, not a curated record. Lineage: Eukaryota; Metazoa; Chordata; Aves; Accipitriformes; Accipitridae.
GCCAAAAAGAUUUUGAAAUCAUUUGCAUGUUUAAAGCUUGAGUGAAUACCAGUGCAUAAAGCUCAUAGGGUAAGCUGGGCCCCUGGAAAGUACUUCACUUUCAGAUUUCAGAACAGUUACUGCCAUCGAUAAAGUACAGAACUGUGGAAGAUAAUCUCCUCAACAGACAAAAGAUGAAAGUGUUCAUUAUUUUGGGAAUUUCAGCAGCUAUAGCCUUCACAGCUGUUUUCUUUUCUUUCCUUCAGAUAGGCAAAGAUAUCCUCUUUGAAACUGAAGAUAACUGCAUUACUGAGGCUAUCCAGAGGGGCUCUAAUCUGGUGGAUUAUGCUGGACAUUAUACACUGAAAAGAAAUAUCCAAGGAAAGGGAAUAGCAACUCCUACCUUGCUGCUGGCUUUCUCAAAAUUUCCUGAACAAGAGAGUCAAGAUAUUUCCCAAGCAGCUGAACGAAUGGAAAUGUCAAUUCAAGUGCUGAAACAAAAAGUUUGCCAGAAGCACAAACGUUCAUUGCAUCCAACUGAUAUUUUAUCAGCUGAUCUGCUCGCUAUGAUUGCUAAUAUUUCUGGAUGUCUGCCUUAUAUGUUGCCACCAAAAUGUCCAAACAAUUGCUUAGCUAAUAAAUAUCGACUCAUCACUGGUGCCUGCAAUAACAGGGAACAUCCUAGAUGGGGAGCAUCCAACACGGCCUUGGCGAGGUGGCUUCCACCAGCCUAUGAGGACGGACUCAGCCAGCCUCGAGGAUGGGAUCCCAGCAUCCGAUAUAAUGGAGUCCAGCUACCCCUGGUUCGUGAAGUGACAAGAAAAAUUAUUCACGUGUCUAAUGAGGCUGUUACUGAAGACAACCUGUAUUCUGAUAUUAUUAUGGUAUGGGGACAGUACAUAGACCAUGACAUUGCAUUCACACCUCAGAGCACAAGUAGAACCACCUUCUUAAAUGGAAUGGAGUGCCAGAUGACAUGUGAAAAACAAAAUCCAUGUUUUCCAAUAAAGGUGACCACCAAUGACACAUUAUCCACAGGGAUGGAUUGCCUGCCCUUCUACCGCUCAUCUCCUGCGUGCAGCACUGGCGAUCAUGGUGUUCUCUUUGGAAAUCUAUCAAUGCUAAAUCGAAGACAACAGAUCAAUGGCUUAACUUCUUUCCUUGAUGCUUCUACUGUCUAUGGCAGUACCCCUGCCACUGAAAACAAACUGAGGAAUUUAACAAGCAAAGAAGGCCUUCUUAGAGUAAAUGUUAAAUACUAUGAUAACCAUCGUGAAUACCUGCCUUUUACAGACCGGAUCCCAUCACCUUGUGCACAAGACUCGAAUUCAAGUGAAGGUGAGAGGAUUGAAUGCUUUAUGGCCGGGGACAGCCGAUCCAGUGAGGUCACGUCUCUGGCAGCCAUGCACACGCUGUGGCUGAGAGAGCACAACCGCCUGGCCAGAGCCCUCAAAAACAUCAACGGCCACUGGAGCGCUGAGACAGUCUACCAAGAAGCACGAAAAAUUGUCGGUGCUCUGCAUCAGAUUAUUACUUUACGAGAUUACAUUCCCAAAAUCAUUGGUCCAGAUGCUUUUAAUCUGUAUAUUGGCCUUUAUACAGGUUAUGAUCCCACAAUGAAUCCUACAGUUUCUAACAUAUUUUCAACAGCUGCUUUUCGUUUCGGUCACGCAACAAUCCAACCAAUAGUAAGGCGACUGAAUGCACAGUAUUUAGAUGAUCCAGAACUCCCAAAUCUUCAUUUGCAUGAAGUUUUCUUUAGUCCUUGGAGGCUCAUUAAAGAAGGAGGCUUGGAUCCUUUACUAAGGGGUCUUCUAGCACAUUCAGCAAAACUGCAGGUGCAAGAUCAACUGCUGAAUGAGGAGUUAACAGAAAAACUGUUUGUGUUGUCCAAUAAUGGUUCACUUGAUUUAGCAUCAUUAAAUUUACAGCGUGGCCGUGAUCAUGGACUCCCAGGUUAUAAUGACUGGCGAGAAUUCUGUGGCUUACCAAAACUGGAAACUCACACUGACCUGAAUACAAUAAUAACCAAUCACAAAGUCACUGAAAAAAUCAUGGAAUUGUACCAUAAUCCUAGCAAUAUUGAUGUUUGGCUUGGUGGUCUGGUAGAAGACUUUCUUCCAGGUGCUAGAACUGGUCCCCUGUUUGCGUGUAUAAUUGGAAAGCAAAUGAAAGCACUAAGGGAUGGUGACCGAUUUUGGUGGGAAAAUGAUAAUGUUUUCACAGAAGCUCAAAAGCAUGAACUCAAAAAACACUCAUUGUCCCGCGUGAUUUGUGACAAUACAGGAAUCUCUGAAGUGCCAGCAGAUGCCUUUCAACUCGGAAAGUUUCCACAGGAUUUUAAGCACUGUGACAAUAUACCUGGGAUGAAUUUAGAAGCUUGGCAAGAAUUCUACCAGGAAGAGGAAAUAUGUGGAACACCAAACAGUGUGGAAAAUGGUGAUUUUGUAUACUGUUCAGAAUUUGGAAAAUCUACAGUGACUUAUUCAUGUCAAUAUGGAUUUCAAUUACAAGGAGAAGAGCAAUUAACCUGCACAAAUAAAGGAUGGAACUUUGAGUCUCCUGUUUGCAUAGACAUCAAUGAAUGUGAAAAUGAAAUUAAUCCACCAUGCUCUCCUUCUACUAAAUGCAUUAACACUAAAGGCAGCUACAAAUGUCUCCAUACUGAUCCUUACAAGCUGUCAGAAGAUGGAAGAACAUGCCUUGGUAAUGCUUGUGAACCAACUGUCCAUUAAAACUUUCUCUGUUCUGUUUUACAAUGCUGUAAAAAUCAUAAAAUUGAGAUUUAUUGAAGACCUGUUAACAUACGUAAAAAACCUCUACACGCAGUCAUGGGCAUAAA